Messenger RNA from Cicer arietinum (chickpea), 2091 nucleotides. The record is from RefSeq and is a predicted model, not a curated record. Lineage: Eukaryota; Viridiplantae; Streptophyta; Magnoliopsida; Fabales; Fabaceae.
AAAUAAUAGACGAGACACGACAUAAGUGAAAAAGUAAGAACCUCAAAAACCAACCAAAUCCUCACAACAUCACUCAUUUGUUCUUCCUUUCAAUUUGUGUUGUUCCAAUGGAGAGUCUUGCACUUCACUCACUCUCCACUUUCUCACUUCAUCAUCAUCAUCGUUCACAACCCAUUUUCAGAUCUCCAUUUUCUCUUCCAUUCAAUCCAACUUCACGUUCAACCUCAUCAAUUAAAUCAUCACCAAUCUCUCAAUCUUUCACUUUUCCCUCCAAAGUUUCAACCUUUAACACUUUCUCAAAGCCCCAUAUAACUCGUUUCUCAAUUCAAGCAAAUUCAACACCACCACCAGCACCACCAUCAAAAUCAAAACCCAUACCCACUAUUCUUCAAGGUGCAAAGCCUAUUCCUUUUGUGAUUUCAAUAGCCAUAGGUCUCAUUGUUCGUUUCUUUGUUCCAAAACCAGUUGAAGUUACCCCUCAAGCAUGGCAAUUGCUCUCAAUUUUUCUUUCAACAAUAGCUGGCCUUGUUCUGAGCCCGUUGCCUGUUGGUGCUUGGGCUUUUUUGGGCCUGACAGCAUCUGUAGUGACAAAAACUCUUAGCUUUACGGAUGCAUUUAGUGCUUUCACAAAUGAAGUGAUUUGGUUGAUAGUGAUAUCGUUUUUCUUUGCACGUGGGUUUGUGAAGACUGGUUUGGGUGAUAGAAUUGCUACUUACUUUGUGAAAUGGAUGGGAAAAAGCACUUUGGGGCUUUCUUAUGGUUUGACAUUUAGUGAGGUUCUUAUUGCACCUGCAAUGCCUAGUACUACUGCAAGAGCUGGUGGUGUUUUCUUGCCUAUUAUUAAGUCACUUUCACUCUCUGCAGGGAGUGAACCUAAUAGUCCUACUUCUAAGAGGUUGGGGGCUUAUCUUAUUCAGAACCAAUUUCAGUCUGCUGGUAACUCCAGUGCUCUUUUCCUAACUGCUGCAGCUCAAAAUCUGCUGUGUAUUAAAUUAGCAGAGGAGCUUGGGGUGAUAAUUUCAAACCCUUGGGUUACUUGGUUUAAGGCGGCUAGUGUACCUGCAAUUGUUUGUCUUCUCGCUACACCAUUGAUUUUAUACAAGCUCUUUCCCCCUGAAAUUAAAGACACACCAGAGGCACCUGCCAUGGCUGCAAAGAAACUGGAAAGUAUGGGCCCUGUCACUCAAAAUGAAUGGAUUAUGGUUUCUACAAUGCUUCUAGCAGUCUCUUUGUGGAUCUUCGGAGAGACUCUUGGCAUAGCAAGUGCUGUAGCUGCAAUGAUUGGUUUAUCGAUACUCCUCGUAUUAGGAGUCCUUGAUUGGGAAGACUGCUUGAAUGAAAAGUCGGCAUGGGAUACGUUGGCUUGGUUUGCAAUUCUAGUAGGCAUGGCAAGUCAGUUGACAAAUCUCGGAAUUGUGAGCUGGAUGUCUGAUUGUGUGGCCAACAAUCUUCGGUCAUUCUCCUUGAGCUGGCCGGCUUCGUUGGCUGUUCUUCAGGCUGCUUAUUUCUUCAUCCACUACCUUUUCGCAAGCCAGACUGGACAUGUAGGUGCUUUGUANNNGGCAUUCCUUGCCAUGCACAGGGCAGCCGGUGUUCCUGGUGCCCUCGCAGCGCUUGCUUUAGGUUAUAAUACAAAUCUUUUUGGUGCAAUUACACACUAUAGCAGUGGUCAAGCUGCUGUAUACUAUGGAGCCGGCUAUGUAGACCUUCCCGAUAUAUUCAAAAUAGGGUUCAUCAUGGCCGUUAUUAACGCGAUCAUCUGGGGAGGCGUUGGCUCUAUCUGGUGGAAAUUUUUAGGCUUUUAUUGAUUUACUUUCCAUUUCCUUGUAAGUAAAUAGCAGUUUUCUAUGCUUCAUUUUUUCGCGGCCGAAAGAUAAGGUCCUUCUCAUUUGAGGGCAGUUGAGUUCAUAAUUUUAACAUGAAGGUUUUUCUUCUUUUGGCUCACUUAUUUGUUAGUUUAUAAUUAAUGUUAGUGUUACCCUUGCCUUACUUUAUAUACAUUCAGUGAUAUACUUAUAAUAAUUUGAAUGUGGAAGCUUAAUGGCAAGUGAUAGAGAAGAAAUGUGCUUCUCUUGAUUAUUUGCAAAUAAA